Trypanosoma grayi is the source of this 636-nucleotide messenger RNA. RefSeq names its product signal peptidase type I. Gene Ontology annotation, cellular component: signal peptidase complex; membrane. Gene Ontology annotation, molecular function: serine-type endopeptidase activity. NCBI's taxonomy places the organism in Eukaryota, Euglenozoa, Kinetoplastea, Trypanosomatida, Trypanosomatidae. The record is from RefSeq and is a predicted model, not a curated record. The transcript has a single exon. The coding region runs from base 1 to 636 and encodes 211 amino acids.
AUGACGGAGAGUGACACGGGACCGCUACUUCAACCCUACGACCCCUUAGCGGCGCAGGUGCUACGGGAGCACAAGAAGGUCAUCGAAAUGAUGGAGAAGCGUAGCCUGUUGGAGAAAGUCCGCAACUACGUGAGGAGCCUAGUGAGUGGCUCACCCGAGGCGCGCGGUGUGCUUACGUUCGUGCUGGCACUCAGCGUGUUCAUGCUCCUGUGGCGCACCGCCGGGUUUCUGACGAGCUGCGACAACCCGCUCGUGGUGGUGCUGUCGGGUAGCAUGGAGCCGGCCUAUCACCGCGGCGACCUGCUGCUGCUGCACAAGGUGACGCCUGUCAACAUCGGCGACGUCAUCGUCUUCACGCUGCCAGACCGCACGGUGCCGAUCGUGCAUCGCGUUCACCGGGUGCAUGAGGGCGGUGGCACGCGGCUCUUUCUCACCAAGGGCGACAACAACGAAUUCGAUGACCGCACGCUCUACCCAACUGGGCACCGCUGGGUACGUGAGGAGGACGCGGUGGGGAAAGUCUUCGCCAUCAUCCCAUCUGCCGGAUUCCUCACCAUCUUUUCGGAGGGCAGGCCGUGGGUGAAGGUCGUGGUGCUCGCCGCCGCGCUUGCGUGGGGGUGGUUCAGUGGUGAGUAG